Electrophorus electricus (electric eel) is the source of this 1722-nucleotide messenger RNA. RefSeq names its product WAP, follistatin/kazal, immunoglobulin, kunitz and netrin domain containing 2b (gene wfikkn2b). Gene Ontology annotation, cellular component: extracellular region. The record is from RefSeq and is a predicted model, not a curated record. NCBI's taxonomy places the organism in Eukaryota, Metazoa, Chordata, Actinopteri, Gymnotiformes, Gymnotidae. Gene Ontology annotation, biological process: transforming growth factor beta receptor signaling pathway. Gene Ontology annotation, molecular function: transforming growth factor beta binding; receptor antagonist activity; serine-type endopeptidase inhibitor activity.
AUGUUGCGGAUGCUCUUUCCCUGUUGGAUCGCUUUAUUGGCUGGGCAGUUCGUAAUCUUUCAUGGGGAAAGCAGCGUGGAAGGCAUGCGUUUGCCAAAUGUGGCGUACUCUCACGCGGGGGUCUGCCCUAACGACAUGAACCCAAAUUUGUGGGUUGACGCAAUGAGCACCUGCACGCGGGAAUGCGAGUCUGAUCAGGAAUGUGAAACAUUGGAAAAGUGCUGCUCGAACGUAUGUGGGAGCAAGAGCUGCGUUGCAGCCCGCUAUGUGGAUGCAACAGGGAAGAAAGGGCCCCAGGGCAGGCCCAAAGAGGCCAGCUGUGAGCAGUUCACCUGCACCCAGCAGGGCUCCGAAUGCCACAUCUGGAGCGGGCAGCCUGUGUGCAGGUGCAGGGACCGCUGCGAGAGGGAGCCCCGCUUCACCUGCGCCUCAGACGGCAUGACCUACUACAACAAGUGCUACAUGGACGCAGAAGCCUGCACGAAGGGCAUUUCGCUGGCUGUAGUCACCUGCAGGUCACAUCCCACCAACACCAGCCCUAUGCCUCCAGGGACCACGGCCCUGCCAACGACUGCCCUGCUGCACACCACACCUCUGGGUGUGCAAGCCCCAGUCAUCUCAGGAAAUCCAGCGCAGCAGUCUGUGUUUGCGGGUGAGACGGCCAGCUUUCUAUGCGAUGUGGCUGGCUGGCCAAAGCCUGAGAUAACCUGGGAGAAGCAACAGGAAGGAAAGGAGAACAUGAUCAUGAAACCCAAUAAUGUCCUGGGAAAUGUGGUCGUCACUAAUGUCGGACAGCUGGUGGUCUACAGUACCCGGCUGGAGGAUACAGGCGUCUACACCUGCACUGCCACAAACUCUGGUGGUUCAGUCCGAGCCCAUUUUGUACUCUCCGUGGUCGAGAGGAGCCUGGUCGAGGAAGGGGAGCUCAAGAACUCCACUCGCUUCCCCGAUCAGGAGUGCCUGAAGGUGCCCGACAGUGGCAGCUGUGGUGGUGAGAAGCUGAGAUGGUACUAUGACAGCAAGAGGAACAGCUGCUUCACCUUCAUCUACGGCGAAUGCAACCGCAACCAGAACCACUUUGACACCUAUGAGUCGUGCAUGCUGUCCUGCCAUUCCGAGCUGGCGCCCCCUUGUGGCCUGCCCAGCCAGCAGGGCCCAUGCAAGGCUUACGAGCCACGCUGGGCCUACAGUGGCACCCUCCGCCAGUGUAAGCCCUUUAUCUUCGGUGGCUGCGGUGGCAACGAGAACAACUUCGAAAGUCGUGAGGCGUGCGAGGACUCGUGUCCUUUUCCACGACACCACCGCUGCAGGCCAUGUCGACCGCGGCAGAAGAUGGUGAGCAGCUUCUGCAGGAGCGACUUUGUGAUCCUGGGCCGUGUGACAGAGGUGGUGGAGGAGGACAACACGGGCCACGCCCUCAUCACGGUGGAGGAGAUCCUCAAGGACGAGAAGAUGGGCCUGAAGUUCUUCCAGAAGGAGCCGCUGGAGGUCACGCUGCAGGACAUGGACUGGAGCUGCCCGUGUCCCAACGUCACUGCCUCGGACACGCAACUCAUCGUCAUGGGUGACGCGCGUGAUGGCAUGGCCGUGCUCCGGCAGGACAGCUUCGUCAGCCCGUUCAGCAUGCGACGCGUGCGCCGGCUGCGUGAGGUCAUCAACAAACACACGUGUGACAUCCUGAAAGAGUUUGUUCAAGAGGGCACUGCACUUGGCCCACACUGA